AUGCGACCUAUCUCAACAACGCUGGUAAAUUCUGCCUACAGAGCGUUUCGAAUUGCUCCGACAGCACCUCUCGAGACAUCUACCAUCUUUCCGCCAGAACCUGCUAUCGAGGAAGAGCAUAUCCCCGACUACAACCCCCACCAUUUUUAUCCUGCGAAUCCCCCCUCCUCCACGCCAUUGCAGAGCGUCGCCAGAGACCCAGCUCAGUCAAGAGGGUCGUCUUCAUACCGGGGGGCGAGGGAAGAGCAGCAGCAGGAGGGGGAGCAAGAGAAGGGCGAAGGCAAUAGUUGGGAUGAAGACGAGGGACCGCAGCAAGAGAUGAAUGCUGUGGCACCAGUGGUAGCGGCCGAAAGGGCUGGUGGAAGUCCAAGACCGGCCAACAAAGUUAUGCCCUCGUUGCCGAAACUCGCAGACCGCACCUACGACCCGGCCAACUCCAACGAUGAUACAGAUGAUAGCUUGCCAUCGAUCGAAGAGCUCCUGGAUCCGCUCUUGCGAAAGAAGAUUGCGGAGCAGGAUGCCAGGGCACUCGAGACAGGCCGGUGA
Messenger RNA from Mollisia scopiformis, 546 nucleotides. RefSeq lists its product as uncharacterized. NCBI's taxonomy places the organism in Eukaryota, Fungi, Ascomycota, Leotiomycetes, Helotiales, Mollisiaceae. The record is from RefSeq and is a predicted model, not a curated record. The transcript is spliced from 4 exons. Bases 1 to 546 code for a protein of 181 amino acids.